Molecule: messenger RNA, 396 nt
Organism: Cetraspora pellucida
Lineage: Eukaryota; Fungi; Glomeromycota; Glomeromycetes; Diversisporales; Gigasporaceae
Source: the annotation of a GenBank genome assembly
AUGCAUAAUUUAUUUAAAAAUGUGCCAAAAGCCAAUAAGAAAGGUGUUAAACUAAUUCUUGUCUGUUAUAAGUCUGGAAAAUCACAUCUUGAAGCAAUACUUAGACAAAAUAUGCGUAGAACAAAGUUCUAUGUAACUUUUGGACAUGGUGCUCAAGAUAUAAACCAUUAUACAUAUGCUGAACUUAAAAAAAGUAAUAAACAAGAGAGGAAAAAAACUAAAAAAAUAAUUAUUCAAGAAGAUAUUACAUAUUCUGAAUUAUUUGAAUCUGAAUUUUUAUUCCCAAUACAAGUUUCAAAUGUGGAAACUUAUAAAGCACAAGCUUGCCAAAAAAAAACUACAAAAGCAAAAAAAGAAAUACUUGGUCCAUUACUUGAAUAUAAAAAUUACUACUAA